Messenger RNA from Caenorhabditis elegans, 941 nucleotides. RefSeq names its product PAW domain-containing protein (gene W04G5.4). The record is from RefSeq and is marked reviewed. Gene Ontology annotation, biological process: glycoprotein catabolic process. Lineage: Eukaryota; Metazoa; Nematoda; Chromadorea; Rhabditida; Rhabditidae. The transcript is spliced from 6 exons. The coding region runs from base 25 to 870 and encodes 281 amino acids. Gene Ontology annotation, cellular component: cytoplasm.
AUUCGCACUCCCAAAUCCUUUAGAAUGCCACCUUUUUCAAAUUAUGAGCCAAAAUUUAAUGUACCUUCAAGACUUGCCUCUUGUCUCUUGCCUCUUGCCAAGUCUCUUGCCAAGAUUUCACUAAUAUCCAUUGGAUUUUUAAUCAUAUUUACACCACUUACCAAUGCCAUUUUCAGAAUAAGACGUGAUAGCAACGAAGCUGGUCCAUAUUCCACCAAAGUUCCGUCUAUGGAUCAUGAAACUGCUAUCAAGAAAAUUGUGGCUGUGACGGCUCCUAACAAUGAACCCGAUCGAAACCAUGCUGGUAUAACAUCGACAUCCUUUACGUAUCAAAACAAGCCAAUCAAAUUGAGUCCUCCAAGCUCAGGAGAUAACUACGUAAAAUUUACGUAUAACGUUAUCAGCAAUACCUACUCACAGACACAUGAAGAUGGUUCGAAAAUUGAUUCAUUUUACGUUUUUAAUAUUGAACGAGUUGAGGACAGGAGUUUGAAUCAAGUAUAUUUACGCAAAAGAAACACACUUUUUAUGGGAUCGAUUACUUGGCAGUUCAUCUGGGAGCUCGUUGGAAAAUCAAUCGAGAAAAUAGUCAUUAAAAUUGCCGGAAUAGAAGAAUAUCUCAAAUAUGUGGAUGGAGGAAAUGCCAAUGCGUGUCUGACAUUUUUAGCUGCCAGAACACAGAAUUGCAGUAUAGUUCCAACGAAUAAAAGUUUGACCAUCGAAAGACCGGAAUAUGAUUCAUUGUCUCUUCAGCUGGAUAUGUUCCGCGAUAUAAAACUUCUGAAAACCAAUCUGAACGGUACAAGAAAUGUGGAGAGCUUUUCAGUUGAGAUGCACUGGCGUGAGUCAAGUCUUCAAUCAUCUCACUAGUAGAGAGGAAUUAAUGAAAACAUUUGAAUUAUCGCAAAAGGAAACGUCAUUUCAUAAACAAUUUGGCCCCA